AUGGAUGAAAAGAGAGUGCGAGAAGCCGUUGCAAACCGCAAGAAAUACAGGGAUGCGAACUCGCGCUACAACUUCUGGAUCGCCGGCACCGCUGCCGUUGUCCUGGCUGCCUGUGCUGCUGUUCUCUUUGGUGAAGACACAGGCCCUCUUGAGAUCUUGGUCAAUGACCCAACCCUCAUAACACACGUGAACCGGAAUGCCAAAGGCUGGCAAGCCGGUGAGGUGGCUUUUUUCAAGGGCUGGACAAUCGGUGAUGUGCAGAAACUUGGUGGAGUAAAGGUUUCAAACCAAGCAGGCAGCUUGACGGAGUGCACCCUGCCAGAUGUGACUCCUCCUCGCCACUUUGACGCUCGCGAGAGGUGGCCUCAAUGUUUCUCAAGUGUCUAUGACAUGGGAAACUGCUCUGCAAGUUGGGCCAUUGCUGUUGCUGGCUCCGUGACGAACAGGCUUUGCAUCUCGAAUCCAGAGAAUACUGAGCUUGAAUUGUCGGCACAACAGUUGCUAUCGUGCGAACGCAAGUUCGGCAAUGGUUGUGAAGGAGGUAUGCUAGAUAUGGUUUGGAGCUACAUCAAGCAGGAGGGAUUGGUGAGUUCAACUUGCUUCCCCUACAAGGCAAAUGGGACUACACCAUGUUCCUAUUGCAAUGAAGAGGAGCCAAAGCAGCUCGCAUCGAUUUGUCGACUUAGCACCGCAGACAGCAUUCGACGAGAGAUUUUCCUGAAUGGUCCUGUGGUGGCGCCUGUGACACUGAUGAACGACUUCCUGGUUUACAGGCGUGAUAAACUGCAUGUAGCUGCACGUGAGCUGUGA
Cladocopium goreaui is the source of this 810-nucleotide messenger RNA. The record is from the annotation of a GenBank genome assembly. NCBI's taxonomy places the organism in Eukaryota, Dinophyceae, Suessiales, Symbiodiniaceae.